Messenger RNA from Lodderomyces jiufengensis, 1359 nucleotides. RefSeq names its product threonine--tRNA ligase (gene MST1). The coding region runs from base 1 to 1359 and encodes 452 amino acids. NCBI's taxonomy places the organism in Eukaryota, Fungi, Ascomycota, Pichiomycetes, Serinales, Debaryomycetaceae. Gene Ontology annotation, biological process: mitochondrial threonyl-tRNA aminoacylation. The record is from RefSeq and is a predicted model, not a curated record. Gene Ontology annotation, cellular component: cytoplasm. The transcript has a single exon. Gene Ontology annotation, molecular function: threonine-tRNA ligase activity; ATP binding.
AUGAUUUUGAAAAAUAUAGGACUACGAAGAUGUACAUAUAGACUAUAUUCAAUUAAAUUAAAAGAACUAGAAUCAUCUAACAACACUAACCAUGCAAUCUCAACGAAACAAUUAUUAUACACAACUGAUCCAACUUCACCAGGUUCAAUUUUUUUCUUACCUCAUGGUACAAGAAUACUAAACAAAUUAAUUCAAUUUAUGAAAAAUCAGCAAAUUAAAUAUGGUUUUCAAGAAGUAGUGACUCCAUUAAUUUUCAAAACUAAAUUGUGGCAAAAAUCAGGGCAUUGGGAUAAUUACAAAGAUGACAUGUUUAAAGUUAUUGGUAACGAUUUAUCAAAAGAAGAUCAACAAGAUAAUAUUGAAGAACAUGAGUAUGGUUUGAAACCAAUGAAUUGUCCAAGUCAUUGUAUGAUAUUUGCAAAGUUUGAUAGAAGCUAUAAUGAAUUACCAGUAAGAUUUUCAGAUUUUAGUUCAUUACAUAGAAAUGAAGCAAGUGGUGCAUUAUCUGGUUUAACAAGAGUUCGUAGAUUUCAUCAAGAUGAUGGUCAUAUCUUUUGUGACUUAGGUCAAAUUGAUCAAGAAAUUAAAAAUACUAUAAAUUUAAUCAAAGAUACUUACAAUGUUUUUGGAAUUAAUAAAAUUGAAUAUUAUUUAUCUACUAGACCGGAAGAAAAAUUCAUUGGAGAUUUAGAAACCUGGAAUGAUGCUGAAGAUCAAUUGAAAAAUGUAUUGAAUGAAUCCACAGGUGAAGGGAAUUGGUCCAUCAGAGAAGGCGAUGGUGCUUUCUAUGGCCCAAAAAUUGACGUUCUUUUAACUGAUGCUUUUCAAAAGAAACAUCAAGUUGGUACAAUUCAAUUAGAUUUUCAAUUGCCAAAAAGAUUUGAGUUGAAAUAUGUUGCUGAAGAUGGUUCAAGGGACAAUCAACCAAUUUUAAUUCAUAGAGCUGUUUUUGGAUCUUUGGAAAGGUUCUUUGCCAUUUUAUUAGAUCAUUAUCAAGGUAAAUGGCCAUUUUGGAUUAACCCAAGACAAGCCAUAAUUAUACCUGUAAAUGAAACACACAUAGCAAAAGCUGAAGAAUUGCAAAAGAAAUUGUCUGGUGAUAUUGUUAAUACUGAAAGUUCAAUCUCCCCAUUGACUGGUUUUAAUUUUCAUGUUGAUGUUGACAAAAGACCUUCUACAGUUGGUCACAGAACCAAAGAUGCAAUUCAACAUGGCUAUUCAUAUAUUAUUUUAAUUGGUGACAAAGACAUUGCAAACGGGACCUACGCGAUUAGAUCAAGAGAUGAUAGAAAAAUUAUCAAUAAAACAGCUGACGAAAUUUAUGAACAAUUUAUAGAAUUAGAAAAAUCUUAUAAAUAG